AGCAUCUGCGACACGAUGGAGAUUCCACAUUUGGAAACUCGCUGGGACUACCGGUUGCGGCGUGAAAGCUGCCUCGUGAACCUCUACCCACAUCCAAGCACUCUUUCGAAGGCUUACGUCGACCUGGUAGCUGCCUGGGGCUGGAAGUCGUUCACCAUCAUCUACGAGACCAAUGAGGGCCUGGUGCGGAUGCAGGAGCUGCUCAAGGCUCACGGACUCUCGGACUACCCGAUCACGGUACGGCAGCUGAGCGACUCCGGUGACUACCGGCCACUGCUGAAGCAGAUCAAAAAUUCCGCCGAAUCCCACAUCGUGCUGGACUGCUCGACCGAGCGCAUCUACGAGGUCCUGAAGCAGGCGCAGCAGAUCGGCAUGAUGAGUGACUACCACAGCUACCUCAUCACGUCGCUGGACCUGCACACCAUCAAUCUGGACGAGUUCAAGUACGGUGGCACCAACAUCACCGCGUUCCGGCUGGUCGACCCCGAGAACCCGGAGGUGGCACAAGCCAUCCACAACUGGACCCUCGGUGAGGCUCGGCUUGGCAAGAAGGUCGACUUCAAAACGGCGGUACGUACUCGGUUAGACGCGGAAACAGCCCUGAUGUACGACGCGGUGCAUCUGUUUGCGAAGGCACUGCACGAUCUGGACACCAGCCAGCAGAUUGACAUCCAUCCACUAUCCUGCGACACCCAGGACACGUGGCCGCACGGAUACAGUCUCAUCAAUUAUAUGAAAAUCGUGGAGAUGCGCGGCCUAACCGAUGUCAUCAAGUUCGACCACCAGGGCUUCCGGAGUGACUUCGUGCUCGACAUCGUUGAGCUGGGACCGCAGGGUCUGCGCAAGAGUGGCACCUGGAACUCGACCUCUGGUGUCAACUUCACGCGCACGUACGGUGAACAGCAGAAGGAGAUCGUGGAGAUACUGCAGAACAAGACGCUGAUCGUGACGACGAUUCUGAGCUCGCCGUACUGCAUGCGGAAGGACUCGGCUGAGAAGUUGACCGGGAACUCACAGUUUGAAGGGUAUGCGAUUGAUCUGAUUCAUGAGAUCUCGAAGAUACUGGGCUUCAACUACACGAUUCGGCUUGCACCGGAUGGGCGCUAUGGUAGUCACAACAAGGAGACUGGCGAGUGGGACGGCAUGAUUAAGGAACUACUGGAGCAACGCGCGGACCUGGCCAUCGCCGACCUCACCAUCACGUUCGAUCGCGAGCAGGUAGUCGACUUCACGAUGCCGUUUAUGAACCUCGGCAUCUCGGUGCUCUACCGGAAGCCGGUGAAGCAACCACCCAAUCUGUUCUCCUUCCUGUCACCACUCUCACUUGACGUUUGGAUCUACAUGGCGACGGCGUACCUCGGCGUCUCGGUGCUGCUCUUCAUCCUGGCGCGCUUCACACCGUACGAAUGGCCAACACCGAACCCGUGUGAUCCCCAUCCGGAAAAGCUCCAGACCCAGUUUACGCUGAUGAACUGCAUGUGGUUCGCGAUCGGGUCGCUCAUGCAGCAGGGUUGCGAUUUUCUGCCCAACUUCACACCGUACGAGUGGGAAAAUCCGCACCCCUGCAACAGCGAACCACUGUUCCUGGAGAACAGCUUCACGCUGCUCAACUCGCUCUGGUUCACGAUCGGCUCCCUCAUGCAGCAGGGUUGCGAUAUCGCUCCCAAGGCCGUUUCAACACGCAUGGUCGCUGGCAUGUGGUGGUUCUUCACCCUCAUCAUGAUCUCGUCCUAUACCGCCAACCUGGCGGCGUUCCUCACUGUUGAGAGGAUGGACUCACCGAUCGAGUCAGCAGAGGACCUCGCGAAACAGACCAAGAUCAAGUACGGGGCCCUGCGUGGUGGCAGCACUGCCGCCUUCUUCCGGGACUCGAACUUUACCACGUACCAGCGCAUGUGGUCGUUCAUGGAGUCUUCCCGCCCGUCCGUCUUUACUGCCAGCAACAUCGAGGGUGUUGAACGUGUCGUCAAGGGCAAGGGUAGCUACGCGUUCCUGAUGGAGUCGACCUCAAUCGAGUAUGUGAUCGAGCGAAACUGCGAGCUGACGCAGGUUGGCGGUAUGCUCGACUCGAAGGGCUACGGGAUUGCGAUGCCUCCGAACUCCCCCUUCCGCACGGCCAUCAGUGGUGCAGUACUAAAGCUGCAAGAAGAGGGCAAACUGCACAUCCUUAAAACGCGCUGGUGGAAAGAAAAACGUGGUGGAGGAUCCUGCCGGGAUGACACAUCUAAAUCGAGCUCGACGGCGAACGAGCUAGGGCUGGCGAAUGUGGGUGGCGUUUUCGUCGUCCUGAUGGGUGGUAUGGGCGUCGCGUGCGUCAUCGCCGUGUGCGAGUUCGUCUGGAAAAGCCGGAAGGUGGCCGUUGAGGAACGGGUAAGCACCCCUUCCCUACCCCACAAGUCACUCUGUUCCGAGAUGGCUUCCGAGCUGCGGUUUGCGUUGAAGCGGAGUAAGCCUCAGUCGACCCGCACCACCUCGUCUCACGCUUCACCGCACGACUCCUCGGAGCCGUCCUCUGAGCAGGCUCGGUUCCAUCCACUUGGACCGCCCUACGCACAAAGUGCUUCUGUCUCAGUGAUAGUGUUUCAGGAGAAAAGCGUGCUAAUGGCGACCGGCGGGAUUCGCCGGAAAGUGUCACGUUCUUUUUCCUACAUCCUGUUACUUCUUCCCCUACUACUGAUCAGCCCGCUAAGUUUAGUACGGGCCUACAAUGGUGACCUCGAUGAGGCGGUGGAGCACAUCAAAAUCGGUGGACUAUUUGACGGUGCCACCGAAGAUGCUGAGUUGGCAUUCCAAUACGCCGUUGAGGCGGUCAACAACGAGAAGCUCUCGUACUCCAACUAUCAGCUAGAGGCACAGACGAUCCAAGUGAAAUACGGUGAUCAAUUCGACGUGUCGAAAAAACUCUGCCGGAUGUUAAAGACUGGAGUGGCCGGAAUCUUUGGACCUUCAUCACCAAAGUCAGCACUGCACGUGCAGAGUGUUUGCGACGAUAAAGAGAUGCCUCACAUCGAAACACGAUGGGACGCCUACACAAAGCUGCCGACGUUGAACCUACACCCACAUCCACACAUUCUGGGUCGCGUCUUCCUGGACUUGGUAGUGGCGUUCGAGUGGAAGGAUUUCACCGUGCUAUAUGAGUCAGGUCCGUGGCUGCCGGGUAUUUCCGACCUGCUCAAAAUGUACGAUCCCAAAGGCUACACGGUGACGGUACGUCAACUCGAUCUUCGACUAAAUGGCAACUUCCGGGCGGUGUUGAGACGUGUGAAGCUAUCUGAAGAUAAGCGUAUCAUACUGGCUUGCUCAAUUGAUACGAUGCCGGAGGUGUUGAAGCAGGCGCAACAGGUUGGGCUACUUACGGAUCACCACCAGAUCAUCAUCACCUCACUCGAUCUGCACACGAUCGAUCUGGAACCGUACCAGUACAGUGGCACCAACAUCACCGGUAUCCGGUUGAUCGAUCCUGAAGAGGAGAAGAUCAAACAGGUAGCCGAGUUCCUGAAUGCUUCACAAAUAGCGAAAACCCUCGAGCUACAGGAUGGAUUGAACCCUGCUAAAAUGCGCGUCGAGACGGCACUCAUGUACGAUGCCGUCCUACUGUUCGCUGAAGCACUCAAACACCUGAUAGGUAGUGAACCGGCACAUCUACUCGAACCGAUCUCGCUCAAGUGCGACGAUCCGACGACGUGGAAAAACGGCUACAGUGUAAUCAACUAUAUGAAGAGCUCCACCAUACACGGGUUGACGAGAAGUAUCAAGUUCGACCAUCAAGGACAUCGAUCCGACUUUCUUCUCGACAUCAUCGAACUCGGACCAGCCGGUCUCGAGAAGGUGGGCGUGUGGAACUCCACCGAGGGGUUGAACUUCACGCGUAAAAAAGAGCAAACAAUGCUGGCGUUUGAUGACGGAACGCUUCAAAACAGAACCUUCCUCGUGCUUACGGCUAUCUCACCACCAUACGGCAUGUUGAAGGACUCACCUGUGAAGCUGACGGGUAAUGAACGCUUCGAAGGGUUCGGUAUCGAUCUCAUCCACGAGCUGUCACUCAUGCUUGGCUUCAAUUACACCUUUAUCCUGCAAGAGGACGGUGUUUAUGGGUCACUCAAUCGGGACACCAAAAAAUGGAACGGCAUGGUGCUGGAGCUGCUCGAAUGGCGAGCAGACCUGGCCAUCACCGAUCUCACCAUCACGUCCGAUCGCGAGAGCGCCGUUGACUUCACGAUGCCGUUCAUGAACCUCGGUAUUUCGAUUCUCUUCCGCAAGCCGACUAAAGAACCGCCCUCGCUGUUCUCCUUCAUGUCACCGUUCUCCAAGCAGGUGUGGUUGUACCUGGGGGGUGCUUACAUGAUGGUGUCGAUGUCACUGUUUAUCCUUGGACGCAUCUCACCGAAGGAAUGGGACAACCCGUACCCUUGCAUCGAGGAACCGGAGGAACUUGAGAACCAGUUUAGCUUCAGCAACUCGAUGUGGUUCACGAUAGGUGCGCUGUUGCAACAGGGUUCCGAAAUCGCUCCCAAGGCUCCAGCAACACGCGCCGUCGCUUCCAUCUGGUGGUUUUUCACCCUCAUUAUGGUAUCGUCAUACACCGCUAACCUGGCCGCUUUCCUGACAGUUGAGCAGGUCGUUUCGCCAAUCAACAACGCCGAGGAUCUGGCGGCUGCCGGUGGUGCCGUCAAGUACGGGGCGAAACGAGACGGCAGCACAAUCAGCUUCUUCAAGGAUGCUGAGUAUGGUACCUACGCCAAGAUGUACCAGUUCAUGAUGGCCAACCAGGACCUGUUGACAUCCUCCAACCCCGAGGGAUUGCAGCGAGUCAAAACGGAGAACUACGCCUUCUUGAUGGAGUCCACCUCGAUCGAGUACAUUGUGGAGCGUGAGUGCGACGUCACGCAGAUUGGCGGUCUUCUCGAUGACAAAGGCUAUGGAAUCGCGAUGCGCAAGAAUUCUCCAUACCGAAGCGCGCUCAGUGAAGCCGUCCUACGACUCCAGGAACAAGGUGUUCUCACCUCCCUAAAGCGCAAAUGGUGGAAAGAGAAGCGUGGUGGAGGUGCCUGUUCGCAAAGCACUAGCGAGGACGGUGCCGAGGAGCUCGACAUGGACAAUGUGGGUGGCGUUUUUUUCGUCCUCUUUGUCGGCUGCUCCUUCGCGAGCCUGUUCGGGUGCUGCGAGCUGUUCUUCGUUAUUGCGCACCGAGCUAGACGGCACAAGGUGCCCUUCCGGGAAGAGCUGAUGGCGGAACUUCGAUUCGUGGCCAAGUGCCACGGAAACACGAAACCGGUGCGGCAUCGCAAGAGCUCUUCCGGUUCCGGCGAGAACUCGAUCGAAUCGGGUAUGGAUUCGGCUGACCAUUCGGCGUCCUCGAGCAAGCAGGACAUUUCCGGCAGCCCGCCUGGUGCUGGCGGGGAAAGACGCAACGGGGACACGGAUGAUCACCAGCGAAAACAAAAUGGCACCGGAGGUGGUGGAAAAUCGGCCCUCAAUGGUGGCACUCGGAAGGUGACGCUGGACGAUUGAGUCUGGAAUUUGAAAUAACGGCACCGAUUUAUCUGCUGCAAUAUACUCAUUGGCCAUGGCCUGAACCUGAUGAGCAACACAAUGUUAAAACAAAGUAAAAUACUCUAGCUUA
This is a messenger RNA of Anopheles nili, 5623 nucleotides long. RefSeq lists its product as uncharacterized. The record is from RefSeq and is a predicted model, not a curated record. NCBI's taxonomy places the organism in Eukaryota, Metazoa, Arthropoda, Insecta, Diptera, Culicidae. Gene Ontology annotation, cellular component: postsynaptic membrane; plasma membrane. Gene Ontology annotation, biological process: synaptic transmission, glutamatergic; modulation of chemical synaptic transmission. The transcript has 24 exons. The coding region runs from base 16 to 5511 and encodes 1831 amino acids. Gene Ontology annotation, molecular function: glutamate-gated receptor activity; transmitter-gated monoatomic ion channel activity involved in regulation of postsynaptic membrane potential.